Messenger RNA from Arachis ipaensis, 1432 nucleotides. RefSeq lists its product as uncharacterized. NCBI's taxonomy places the organism in Eukaryota, Viridiplantae, Streptophyta, Magnoliopsida, Fabales, Fabaceae. The record is from RefSeq and is a predicted model, not a curated record. Gene Ontology annotation, biological process: mRNA catabolic process. Gene Ontology annotation, cellular component: CCR4-NOT complex.
AUAAAACGAGAAAAAGACAGAGAAAGAAAAAAACUGGAACAGAACAGAUAGAAAGGAAAACCGAAACCCGAAGCGUUAGCUCAGAGUAGACGUUGAAAUGACAAAUUUGCCCCCGUCAUUAUCAAUGAACGCAGCCUUUGGCGGCAGCGGUGCUGCUCCUCCGCCUUCUCCCGGUGGCUCCUCCCAGAGCUCCCCCGGAGGCACCAAGGAUCGUAAGAUGGCCUCCGCCGAGCAGCUUGUCCUCGAGCUCAGCAACCCCGACCUCCGUGAAAACGCUCUACUCGAACUCUCCAAGAAGAGAGAAUUAUUUCAAGAUCUUGCUCCAUUAUUAUGGAAUUCAUUUGGUACUAUUGCUGCACUUUUGCAGGAAAUAGUUUCAAUAUACCCUGUUCUUUCUCCACCAAAUCUUACUCCAGCACAAUCUAAUCGUGUGUGCAAUGCACUUGCUCUUCUUCAGUGUGUGGCAUCACACCCUGAUACAAGGAUGUUGUUCCUCAAUGCUCAUAUACCUCUAUAUCUGUAUCCCUUCCUUAAUACAACAAGCAAAUCAAGACCAUUCGAGUACUUGAGACUCACCAGUCUUGGCGUCAUUGGUGCUUUGGUGAAGGUUGAUGAUACGGAAGUCAUAAGUUUCCUUCUUUCAACUGAGAUAAUUCCAUUGUGCCUGCGCACCAUGGAAAUGGGCAGUGAACUAUCAAAAACAGUUGCAACUUUCAUUGUUCAGAAAAUCCUAUUGGACGACGUGGGCUUGGAUUAUAUUUGCACUACAGCAGAGCGUUUUUUUGCAGUAGGUCGAGUUUUGGGAAACAUGGUGGCAGCUCUUGCUGAGCAGCCUUCAUCUCGUUUGUUGAAGCAUAUCAUCCGAUGCUAUCUUCGCCUAUCAGAUAAUCCAAGGGCUUGUGAUGCAUUAAGAAGUUGUCUUCCAGACAUGUUAAGAGAUGCUACUUUCAGCAACUGCCUUCGUGAGGACCUUACAACCAGGAGGUGGCUGCAACAAUUGCUUCAGAAUGUUGGUGUGAGUCGGGUGCCCACUCUGCAAGCCGGAGGCGGCUUCGACCAUAUGAUGGUGACAUGAGUCUGUUGAAUCUUACUUUAUGCAUGAGCUCAUUGUCAUUUCUAAUUAUCCGAUCACAUUUUCUCUCGUAAUUGUAAUUAUCAAGUCUACUGAAAAAUUGUUUUAAGAUGUCUUGUAAUUUAUAUAGUAUGUAACUUAAUAGGUGGUUUUUUAUAACAAAUGUUCAACCAAGGUUUAGGUGGCUUAAGUUCUAGUUCCUCUAGAUUUAGUUAUAUAUUAUGGAAAAUGAAACAUCAAGAAAUGUGAUGGGAAUGGUAUGACUUGGUAAAUCUCCAUAACAUUAUUUGGAAUUACAGUCAAAUUAGCAAGAUAUUUUUGGUUUUAUCUUCUAGGAAGUGGAUAUUGCCAAUUUGAUAA